This is a messenger RNA of Sphaeroforma arctica JP610, 1304 nucleotides long. RefSeq lists its product as hypothetical. The transcript has a single exon. The coding region runs from base 179 to 1201 and encodes 340 amino acids. The record is from RefSeq and is a predicted model, not a curated record. NCBI's taxonomy places the organism in Eukaryota, Ichthyosporea, Ichthyophonida.
CCUUAGAUCCCCCUUAACAUGACCUGGGGUCGGGGAUAUGAAUACGCCGAUAAGCCAUAUUGAUCCAUGUGCAUCCUCAGCUAUACUGCUAUAAAAAAGGAUCGUUUGGCUCUCCAAAUAAUCACAACACAACAAAAGCUUUAAUUCAUAGCUAUCAAUCUUUUUCAAACACUUCAAAAUGAUGUUCCGAUACUCCACAUUAGUCGCUGUUGCCCUAUUCAGCACUCUGGCUACUGCACAGCCAGAAGCCGGUGGUGGCCCAGAAGGAGGUGAGGGCAUGGGCUUGGGCGAUAUGGAAGGGGAUUCUACAUCAUCGGUGAGUUCUACCGAGUGCACGAUAACGGAUGGCGAGACUUGUAGUCAAGAUGGAAGUAGUAACGAGUUUUAUGGUACUUUGACAUAUGAUGAAGAUACUGGCCUGUACAAUGGCACGGUCAUUUUUAAUCAGUGCCCCAACAGUAACCCGAAUGGUCGUGAAGACGAUGGUGUCGACUACAUUAUCUCUGCUUCAAGCGACUGUCAAGAAAUGACAUUCCCCGUUGAUGGAUACAACACCACGGGACCAUGGGCUGCUCCUUUGAGAAAUCGACUCGGCAUCAGCUUGCACGGUGUGAAUAUCUAUGGCCCAAUGGAGGCUGGGUUUGUUGAAGGAUUCGUCUGCAAUGGAACAUGCGACGGUGGCGUUGACGUGCCUGCCUGUGACGCGACUCUUGAAUACCAGUGUGGUGCUGAGAACGUCGAUUACGCAUACCUACUAGAUCCGUGCAAUGGACAUGCCCUGCCAUACCAUUAUCAUGCCGACCUCAGCUGUGAGUACGAUCAGAACGCACUGGGACAUUCAGCAUUGAUUGGUUAUGCUCUUGACGGCCGUGGUAUUUAUGGGCUAAAUGAGGACAACGUAGAUGGCGAGGCUGUGCAGCCCACUGACCUCGACUUCUGCGGCGGUCACUAUGGUGCUAUAGAGGAGGGCGGGCCUGAGGUAUAUCACUACCACACACAGACCACAGCGCCAUAUGUACUGGGUUGCUUCGGCCCAGUCGAAUCUGUGGAAGAGUGCAGGGAAUUGUACCCAGACAAUUGUGGUACCGAUUACUUGAUCCUUGAGACAGAGGCUGGCAGCACAUGCUAUGACACCGAUUGCCCGUGUUUCUUCGCUGAUGGCACCAACUCUGACUACACGGCGGAAACCUGCCCAGUCUAAUCUAUCAAUUAUAAGCAGAAAUCAGAUGUACUGACACAAUACUCACUACGUGAAAAACAACUUUCGACUUUAAUGCAUUUUCAAUAAUAAAAAACAAUCCAAA